Molecule: messenger RNA, 4045 nt
Organism: Theobroma cacao (cacao)
Lineage: Eukaryota; Viridiplantae; Streptophyta; Magnoliopsida; Malvales; Malvaceae
Source: RefSeq, a predicted model, not a curated record
UCGCGCUUCCAACGAACCCAAAAUUUCCUCCUCCUCCCCAAUCUCCCUCCGUCUUUCCAAUAUUUGGAGCCAAAACACGGCGCGAUCUGUGCCACCCCGCCACACGACACCAUAUUUUUAAAGUCCAUUAAUUACUUAAACCAAUAAUAAUACUCUUUAAAACCCCAUAAAAAAUAUUUUUAAAAAAUAUAAUAACCAUCUCGCCUUCCACAAAACAAGACCUCUUCCUUUCCUUGUCCGUCUAUAACUAUAAUAGUAGUAAUAAUAAUAAUUUCACAUCGACUCUAAUUACCCUUCGCCAACUUUUAUUUUAAUCUCUUUUGCUUAAAUUUAAAUAUUCGAAUUCGAAAUUUCUUUCAGUGUUUUGUUUGGAAGAUGGAUAAAGCAGGGAGAAGCGUGGGAAUUUUGUAGCUUCUUCCUAUUUUGUGUUUCAUUGUAUCAAUCGGGACUUUUUUAGGGUUUUUAAUCGGGAUUCCGGUGCGCGUGGUUUUCAAUUGCGCAACCAUCGACAACCGAAUACUCUACAUCUAGUUGGGGCCUUUUGUUUUGAUGUGAAUUAGGGUUUUGGUUGACGUGCGUAGAUAGAUAGGGGAGAUGAUAAUCAAACGGACGUCGAAACUUGAAAUGCCGAGUAUGAAACGCUGCAAGAUGGAAGAAGCGAGCUGCGACGACUACGAAGAAGACGAUAUAUACUACGAUUAUAACGCGAACCCCAAGAAAUUGAAAUCGAAUUGUUACUAUUCCUACGGCGAAUUCGAAGAUAUCAGCAGCGGCUCAGGUUAUUGGAGCAGCGAGGGGUCAUACUGGGCUGGUGAAUUCGAGUCGAAUUCACUGAAUGUGAAUAAAGCAAAGCAAUCUAAGAAGAGUUCCAAGAAGAGUGUGAAGCCUCCGUUACUGAAAUCAUCUAGAGGAAGAACUCAAAUGCUUCCUUCCAGAUUCAACGACGCCCUUCUUGAUUCAUGGAAAAACGGCGAAUUGAGUGUCGAUUACGAGGAUUUGAGCUUGGAGGACGAUGAAUUUGAUAGUGGAAGGUCUGAAUUUGAUGGGUCGAGAUAUAUGAAAGAUAUUCGAUAUGGAAGCUCGGAUUUGUAUCUAAUUAGUAAGAAAAGAGAGGAAAGAGAAAUGGAUUAUGUAGGAACUAAUAGUAGUUUUGAUUAUGGGAAUUAUUUGAAUUCUUCUUUGGCAUUGCCCGGAACGGAGGAGUUUGUGCCUGGGUAUAAUGGUUAUAAGGGUUUAGAGAAAUUGAGAAAAGGGAGAGCUGGAAAAAGGAAAGAUGUGUAUAAGCCUGAGGAUUUUGCUUUGGGUGAUAUUGUUUGGGCGAAAUGUGGGAAGAGAUACCCUACUUGGCCAGCUAUUGUGAUUGAUCCGAUAUUGCAAGCUCCUGAAGCGGUCUUGAGUUGUUGUGUUCCUGGUGCUAUUUGCGUUAUGUUUUUUGGGUACUCGAAAAAUGGAACUCAGAGGGACUAUGCAUGGGUGAAACAAGGAAUGAUAUUCCCCUUUGCGGAAUUCAUGGACAGAUACCAGGGGCAGACCCAGUUUUACAAGUGGAAACCAAGUGAUUUUCAGAUGGCACUGGAGGAGGCAAUUUUGGCAGAAAAUGGUUUCCUAGACUCAGGCCAUAAGACCCAGCAAUUAGGAUACCCUGAAGCUCAACCCAGUGGUUCAAGUCAGGAUCUGGAUUAUUUAUGCUCUCAAAACCAGGAUGCAAGACCUUGCGACAGCUGUGGCUCAGUUGUCCCAUUGAAAACUAUGAAGAAAAUGAAGAAAUCUGCUUAUGAGGCUGAGCUUUUGUGCAAACAUUGUGCUAAGCUGCGGAAAUCAAAGCAGUAUUGUGGCAUAUGCAAGAAGAUAUGGCACCAUUCCGAUGGUGGCAAUUGGGUCUGUUGUGAUGGUUGUAAUGUGUGGGUACAUGCGGAAUGUGACAACAUCACCAGUAAACUUUUCAAGGAUAUGGAGCAUACGGAUUACUACUGCCCUGAAUGUAAAUCAAAGUUCAAGCCCAAAUCAUACUUAGUGAAAAGAGAGCCAAAAAACAAAUCUACGGAAAAAGGGGGGGAAAGUGGUGUUCCUCCUGACAAGCUAACUGUAGUCUGCAAUGGCAUGGAAGGAACAUAUAUUCCAAAACUUCAUUUAGUUCUAUGUGAGUGUGGGGCAUGUGGGUCAAAGAAGUAUACGCUCAGUGAAUGGGAACGGCAUACAGGCUGUAGAGCCAAAAAAUGGAAGUACAGUGUGAAAGUCAAGGACACAAUGAUACCUCUGGAAAAAUGGAUUGUUGAAUAUAAUGCCUUUGGUGUAAAUACUAUGAAGUUAGAUAAGCAGAAGUUGAUGGGUUUUUUGCACGAAAAAUAUGAGCCUGUUGAUGCAAAAUGGACGACAGAAAGAUGUGCCAUUUGUAGAUGGGUUGAAGACUGGGACUAUAACAAAAUUAUUAUCUGCAACAGGUGUCAAAUAGCUGUUCACCAAGAAUGUUAUGGGGCAAGCAAUGUUCAAGAUUUAACUUCUUGGGUUUGUAGAGCUUGUGAAACACCUGAUAUUGAGAGGGAGUGUUGCCUCUGCCCUGUAAAAGGGGGUGCUCUGAAGCCUACCGAUGUUGAGUCACUGUGGGUUCAUGUCACAUGUGCCUGGUUCCGGCCUGAAGUUGGUUUCUUGAAUCAUGAGAAGAUGGAACCUGCUGUUGGAAUCAUUAAAAUUCCAUCAAGUUCAUUUUUGAAGAGUUGUGCGAUUUGUAAGCAAACUCAUGGCUCCUGCACCCAGUGUUGCAAGUGUGCAACUUAUUUUCAUGUGAUGUGUGCAUCAAGAGCAGGAUAUAGCAUGGAACUACACUGCUCAGAGAAGAAUGGAAUACAAAUGACGAAAAAGUUAGUGUAUUGUGCUGUUCACAGGAGCCCGAAUCCAGAUGCAGUUGUUGUCAUGCAUACUCCUUCAGGGGUUUUUGCUGCCAGAAACGUACUUCAGAAUGAAAAUGAAUGUCUUAGAGGUUCAAGGUUAAUUUCAUCAAAAAAUGCGGAGCUCCCUGGAUCCCCAGCUCCAGAAACCAAUGAGUUUGAUGCAUACUCUGCUGCAAGAUGCCGUGUUUUUAGAAGAUCAAAAUUUAAGAGGGCUGAAGGGGAGCCAAUAUUUCACCGACUGAGUGGGCCAAGUCAUCAUACUCUAGAUGCAUUAAGUGCAUUGAGCACGUAUAAAGAAGUAGAUGAUUCUACCGUUUUCUUGUCAUUUAAAGAACGACUAUUCCAGUUACAGAGAACUGAGAAUCACCGAGUUUGUUUUGGCAAAUCUGGUAUUCAUGGAUGGGGCCUCUUUGCACGUAGGAACAUUCAGGAAGGAGAAAUGGUCAUUGAGUAUCGUGGUGAGCAGGUUAGGCGUAGUGUUGCAGAUCUUAGAGAGGCACGGUAUCAUUCUGAAGGAAAAGAUUGCUAUCUGUUCAAGAUCAGUGAGGAAGUAGUGAUUGAUGCCACCAACAAGGGGAAUAUUGCACGCUUAAUCAACCAUUCGUGCAUGCCCAAUUGCUAUGCACGGAUCAUGAGUGUUGGUGAUGAGGAGAGUCGGAUAGUUCUUAUUGCUAAGACUGAUGUGUCUGCUGGUGAUGAGCUAACGUAUGAUUAUUUGUUUGAUCCCGAUGAGCAUGAUGAACUAAAAGUUCCUUGCCUAUGUAAAGCUCCCAACUGCCGGAGGUAUAUGAAUUAAUGUCUAUACUCCUCUUUACCUACAGAAGAAGCAUUAAAGAGCUCCGAACAUGGGGAACCUCUCCCCAUUGACAUAUUUGAUAAAAUCAGAACCGAAACAGAUGAGGAAUGCCACAGUGUUUGUCACACAUUGAGCUUGUCAUUCUUUCCUUUUUUUCCCCAUAACCUCAUUUUUUUGUAAUUCUUUACGAAUAAUAUGUAAAUUUACCAGCUCUUCGGCUGGUGGCUUUUAUUGCAUGGAUGUUGUUGCACUUGCACCUUAUACCAUCUUACCUUACAAUGUGACGCCUACGCCAUUUUAUAUACUAGAAUGUACUCAUGUGCGGCGCACACAAAUACAAUAAUACAUAUUGUAAUAAUUA